Messenger RNA from Poeciliopsis prolifica (blackstripe livebearer), 2029 nucleotides. It is a transcript of the gene rx1, whose product is annotated as retinal homeobox gene 1. NCBI's taxonomy places the organism in Eukaryota, Metazoa, Chordata, Actinopteri, Cyprinodontiformes, Poeciliidae. Gene Ontology annotation, biological process: positive regulation of transcription by RNA polymerase II. The transcript has 4 exons. The record is from RefSeq and is a predicted model, not a curated record. The coding region runs from base 259 to 1290 and encodes 343 amino acids. Gene Ontology annotation, molecular function: DNA-binding transcription factor activity, RNA polymerase II-specific; RNA polymerase II cis-regulatory region sequence-specific DNA binding.
GUGGAUGCUGCGAAAUUGAGCGGCUCCAUAGGUUGGCCCUUUUCAGAAGAAUUCCUGUCGGGACCAUUUAUGGCUCACUGCGGGAAAUAUAUUGAGGAAUGCACAGCAGAGACCGGGCUGGACUGAGAGAAACCGCAGGAGGAGCAAAACAACUGAUCUGGGAAAAGCAGAAAGUUGGAGGCUGAGAGGAGCAGGUGGAGCCCGGCAUCAACGGUUCACAGGUUUUCCUUCCAACAGGUGACUCCCCCUGACGUUCUAAUGCAUUUAUCACUGGACACCAUGAGCAUGGCGGACGACAGCUGCCUCUCGCCCAGCAACUUCCACGAAAUGGGGAAAGGCGGGGGCGCCGCAGUCGGGGGCCGCGUCCACAGCAUCGAUGUCAUCCUGGGCUUCAAUAAAGACCAGGACCCCUUGCUAAGUCCUGCCGGACCCCUGGGGCCCCAGAAGAUGGGCAUAGAUGGGCUGGGAGAUCACGUGAAGCAGCAGGAGUCCUUGUCCCACCCGUCCUACAGCGGACACCUGAGAAACUGCAGCUCACAGCAGCAGCAGUACCAGGAUGCUGGUUUGUACACAAACAAGAGUGACGAAGAGCUGGGCGAGCUCAGGAAAAACGUGGAGAGCGAUGAAGGCAAGUCACCUGAGUCAUGCAAGGAUGAUCAACCCAAGAAGAAGCACAGACGCAACCGCACCACCUUCACCACCUACCAGCUGCACGAGCUGGAGCGCGCCUUCGAGAAGUCCCACUACCCAGACGUCUACAGCAGGGAGGAGCUGGCCAUGAAGGUGAACCUCCCUGAAGUACGAGUCCAGGUCUGGUUUCAGAACCGCAGAGCUAAAUGGCGUCGGCAGGAAAAGAUGGAUGCCAGCACCAUGAAGCUUCAUGACUCCCCCAUGCUGUCCUUCAAUCGCCCACCUCCGGUUCACACCAGCAUGGGUCAAAUAACCAACUCCCUCCCGUUGGAUCCCUGGCUGACGUCUCCGCUGUCCAGCGCCACAUCUGUCCAGUGUAUCCCAGGCUUCAUGGGUCCAGCUCAGGCCCUCCAGCCCAGUUAUCCCAGCCAUGGAUUCCUCAACAGCGCCCCCCAUGCGCCUCACCCGCACGCUCACCCCCAUCCUCCGUCGGGGCAGGGGAUGCAGAGCAUGGCUCCCCCACCUUACCAGUGUCCAGCCGUGUACUCCGAUAAAUUCCCCCUGGAAGACGUGGAUCAGCGCAGCUCAAGCAUCGCCGCUCUGAGAAUGAAAGCCAAGGAACACAUCCAGUCCAUGGACAAGACCUGGCCACCCAUGUGACUAGCUGACAGUCCAUGUGAGGGACAAUCCUGACACAGAGCAGGCAAUGAAAACUCCUGUCAAGCCUGCUCUGCCACAAAAUUGAAGUGAGACUGAGCUGUGAAAACUGAAGAACAUUUUUGGUACUUUCUUUUCUUUUUAACUUUUUUUCUCAUCUCCAAGACUUAAAAGUGAAACCAUGGUGAGGUUACAUUAUGGGUUAUCUCUUCUACCUGUCGAUGUUUGGUGCCUUGGGUGCAACAAAUGCAGAAAAACCAACUAUGGUUUUCAUCGCUUGCACCCAAGAAACUACUGUAGUUCACAUUUUUUAAUUAAACAUGUUUUCUAAAAACUCACAGACAAAUUAAAUCUCACAUUUUAUGAACAUACUUGGGUGUCUUACAAAGGUUUCCACAACUCUUGAACUUUUUUAUAUUUUGCCAUGUUGUAGCCAUAAAUUUCAGCAUUUUAUGUUGGGAUUUUAUGUGAUGAGACGAUACAAAGCAGAGAAUCAUGGUGAAGUGGAAAACAAUGCUAAGGGCUUUGUUUUUUUAAAGAUUUUUGACACACGCACACAAAAGGAGAAGCAUUUGCAUUCCCUAUUAGUUUCCACCAAAACUAAUCUUCCCGGUUACUAAUUGUCUUAAUCUUUCUGGGGUCCAAAUGAUAAAAUAAGAAAAAUGCAUACAAAAUAUAGGAUAAUUAUAACAUUAACAUAAUACGCAUGAAAUUAGUCAGACAUCUCCCUUUACAAAUUACA